Messenger RNA from Thyridium curvatum, 804 nucleotides. RefSeq lists its product as uncharacterized. Bases 1 to 804 code for a protein of 267 amino acids. The transcript has a single exon. Lineage: Eukaryota; Fungi; Ascomycota; Sordariomycetes; Thyridiales; Thyridiaceae. The record is from RefSeq and is a predicted model, not a curated record.
AUGGGCGUCCACGGCAGACGGCAGCUCCGCGCCGCCCUCUCCAUCCUCCUCCGACCCUUCCUCCUCGCCCUGGCCCUAACCAUAUUCGUCCGCCUCUUCCUCUCCCCGUCCUCCUCCUCCUCCUCCUCCAAACGACAGCCGCCGCCGCCGCCCCUCACAAAGGCCCUCGUGAUCGCGUCGACGAGCGACCAGCCCCGCAGCGAGACGUCCUGGAUCGACGAGGAGGUCCCGGAGGACUGGCAGGUCUACAACUACGUCACCGACAGGCCCGCGUCGCCGGGCCUCGCCGUGCCGGCCAACAAGGGCAACGAGGCCAUGGCCUACCUGACCUACAUCGUCGACCACUACGACGCGCUGCCGGACGUCGUCUUCUUCCACCACGCGCACCGCCGCGGCUGGCACCAGGAGCUCGACUCGCCGGACGAGGUGCGCCGGCUGCGCGCCGGCUACGUCGCGCGCGCGGGCUUCGCGAGCGCCAGGUGCCUGCCCGGGUGCGAGAACGUGAUCCCGCUGGCCGGCUACUCGGUCGACCCGGCGGCGCUGCCGCAGCACGGGCGCAACGUGCAGCUGGCGACGCUGCUCGACGAGUUCCUCGACGCCGCGGCGGGGGAGCGCGUGCCGCGGCGGCUGGCGGCGCCGUGCUGCGCGCAGUUCGCGGCCAGCCGGGCGGCCAUCCGGCGGCGGGGCGUCGAGUGGUGGGCGCGGCUGCGGCGGUGGCUCGCCGAGACGCCGCUCGACAGCAUGACGAGCGGGCGGCUGAUGGAGCACACCUGGCACGUCUGGCUCGGGCAGGAAGCGCAGUAG